Molecule: messenger RNA, 2090 nt
Organism: Microtus ochrogaster (prairie vole)
Lineage: Eukaryota; Metazoa; Chordata; Mammalia; Rodentia; Cricetidae
Gene: Rasl12
Product: RAS like family 12
Molecular function (GO): GTP binding; GTPase activity
Source: RefSeq, a predicted model, not a curated record
AUGUCGUCGGUGUUCGGCAAGCCCCGAGCGGGCAGCGGGCCGCACAACGUGCCCCUCGAGGUCAACCUGGCCAUCCUGGGGCGCCGCGGGGCGGGCAAGUCUGCCCUGACUGUGAAGUUUCUCACCAAGAGGUUUAUCAGCGAAUAUGACCCCAAUUUGGAGGACACCUACAGCUCCGAGGAGACUGUGGACCACCAACCCGUCCACCUGAGGGUCAUGGACACUGCAGACCUGGACACCCCCAGGAACUGUGAGCGCUAUCUGAACUGGGCCCAUGCCUUCCUGGUGGUCUAUAGCGUCGAUAGUCGCCAGAGUUUUGAGGGCAGCAGCAGCUACCUGGAGUUGCUGGCCUUGCAUGCCAAGGAGACUCAGCGCGGCUACCCUGCUCUGCUGCUGGGCAACAAGCUGGACAUGGCCCAGUACAGGCAGGUCACCAAGGCUGAGGGAGCGGCUUUGGCAGGCAGAUUCGGGUGCCUGUUUUUUGAGGUCUCUGCCUGCCUGGACUUUGAGCACGUGCAGCACGUCUUCCAUGAGGCAGUGCGGGAGGUACGGCGGGGGCUGGAGAAGAACCCCAUGGCCCGGCCCCUCUUCAUCUCUGAGGAGAAAGCCCUGUCUCACCAGACCCCGCUCACAGCCCGACAUGGGCUGGCCAGCUGUACUUUCAACACUCUCUCCACUAUCAGCCUGAAGGAGAUGCCCACGGUGGCCCAGGCCAAGCUGGUCACUGUGAAGUCAUCCCGUGCCCAGAGCAAGCGCAAGGCACCCACCUUGACCCUACUGAAGGGCUUCAAGAUCUUCUGAGGACCCUUCUACGGGAAAUUUAGGCUUCACUGAUGCUCGGGGCUGCAGGGCAGGAGCUGGCUUGCCCUCUGCUGAACCAACGGCCCUUAUGCUCUGGUAGAUAGCAGACUCCACCUCCAGCACCAAGCAGUCUCUACAUGCUCACUGUGUGAGCCAGGGGACAGGCGGGGAUGCUGCACUGAGUGCCUCCAGGCCUUGGGCUCCAUGGUAACCUUUGCAGCCACCACCCUGGAGAGAAACUGUCCCGUUACAAGUCAGAGAUCUGGAAUCGGCUGCAAGCAGAAAGAACUGCCGUGCAUAUCCUGUGCCAUGACUUCUGCCUGCUUCAGCCCCUGAUAGGUCAGCUGCAGCCCCUGUUCAAAGCUUUGUCUAUGUGAAGGCGGCUAACAGUUUAUAGGGUGGCUGGCCCUGAGGUCCUACUGUCUCCUGAUGGUAGAAAGAGGUAGGGCAGUUGUUCAGAGGCCCAGAGCUGAUGCCUCCUGUGUCUUCUGACCUCUCAAAACCCCAGGCUACAAACCUUAGAAGAGCUUAUCCAAGAAAAAUCCAGUUAAAAUAAUCCUGUGAAAGCCUGGACAGGGCAUUGAACGGGAUGGGAGCAUUUCAACUCUCGCUCUCAGUGAAGGGUGCAGAAAGGGGCUUUGGGUUCUACAGGCUAGGGAGCCUCUAGCAUUUUUCCCCACCAGCAUUUGGGGGACUCUUGUGUCCACUUUAUUAGUAGACCCCCAGGACCCCCCUUCUUGAGCUUAAUCACUAAGGCUGCAGAAAGUCAUCCUGCCCAGUGAUGGUCCCCAGGGGGUCCACAGCUGGCGGGAACAGACACCCCCUGGUGGGCACCAUAGGUGCAGUCUGGUCUGGUUGGACCUAGGACCCUCAGCAAUGGAGCUGAGUGUUCAGAGCCCCUUUUGGGGAGCGAGAUCCCUAAGUGUUUGGGAUUAAUAAGGUGGAUUUUUGCACCAACCAUUUGGUGUUCUACCAAGUCCCAGAUGUGAGAAGGCUGAUGGGCAGGGCUACAUCUGUUUCACUGUUUACCACAAACUAAAUGAGCUGGUUCAAGAGGGGGCAUUAGAAGAACUGAGCCGGGCAUCCUCACCUAGGAAGCCUGCUCCUUCGGCUCCCAGCCAACAGGCCAACAGACCCAGGAGCUUGGACUGAAAUGUCUCUAACCCAGUCUUCAGCUCUGUUCUAUUGCUGGAGAUGCUGAGGCCAUGGGGAGCAUGUGCUACAAGGUCUGGUCCUGUGACCUGACCAACAGGCCAGCUCUGAACUUUGUACUUUCUUAUUUUUUUAAA